AUGUUCAAGUAAUGUCUUAAUCUUAUGUUCUUGGCUCUUUCUGGCAUUCUCUCCUUGUUGGACAUAACUAGAAGGAAUAAGCUUGGCACAAAGUUUAAAAUUUUCAGAAUUCAUACCCAAAAAUGUGGAUAUAUUUCAAGAAUCGACAUGAAAUUUUGAUUUCAACUUGAACAAGCUUUGUUGUCAUGAGGUUGUGAGAAUCUACAAAUUGAUCGGUAUUCCCCAAAAACUUUAUUCUCUUUUGGACCGGUUUAGCUGAAGUUUAUCGAACAAAUCGCACUAAAAUGGCUUAAAAUAUAUAAUAUUAAUUUCGUAAUUUAUUUAAAUUAAAACCAAACACGUUUUACAAGAAAUAUUUGUUGUCAUGCGUGUUUGUGUUCUGAUUGAACUCUCAAAGAGAGACUGGUGUCUGUGUUGCUCUACUACAAAGCUGGACAUUCUAGGUGAAAAAACAUUUUUAGUCACAAAGAUAUAAUGUGAUGGCUGUUUUCCUACUUGCGAAUGACGGCUGAAUGCAUUUGUGAGUUGUUGUCUAAAAUUAAGAACAAAAAACUUUAGUCAAAGGGCAAAUUACCUUCUUAUAUAUGGCAUAAUUAGUGCUUCUUGAAUAUAUUAAAAAUAUCAAUUAUUAUAAAUAAGACAAGUCACAGUGUAGUGUGUGUCUCAAGAGUAGAAGUACAGUUUGUCCUGUCAUGGCUAAAGAGGUUGAGAGAGGGAAGCAUAUAUCUGUGUUGGUUGAACAAGCAUUUCCCACUUGUAUUUUGGUGUCUUAUGAAGAAGAAGGCAAGACAUUCAGGGGUGUUCUGUUACAUGAAUCAAGCCACACUGUGACCAGGUAAUGAUGGUACAAUGGUACACAAUAAUUGAAUGAUAUCAAGGCUCUUUAACUAGUCGGCUAAUCACAUACCACAACAACUUUCACGGUACAGGCUCAAAAUGCCUGUGUGUGACUGCUUUCAAUUAUUAGUGACCGAUUCGCUGUCUGAUGGAAGGAUGUCUACGGAAUUGCCUUGUAUGUGCCUUCUAAGGGACAUGGUAUAUCUAGAUAGUGUCUGCCAAUUUCCUACAGACGUACACUCAGUCUAGCUAGUUUUGUGUUGAUGUAUGUGUUAAUUAAUCAUCACCCCUUCCGUAGAUUCUAUAUUUUCUACAUGGCAAGUAAAGUUGAUAUCGAUUCUAUAAGCCGCAUAUAACAUUCCAUGCCAAAAUGUCAACUAAACUGUAUGGCUACAGACUUAAAGCACCACCUUAUCAGCAUAUAUUGCUCAUCCCAUAUGAACUAUCAAUUGUGUUGUUAAAUUUGAAAGGCCAGUUUUUUUUACAGGAAGCAGACAUUUUGGAUAAACAUGAAUUAUUUUGAUAUAUAAAACUAUAUCAAACUAUAUCAGCUUGUAGUAUCUACUGCAUAUAAUUGUUGAUUUCAAAUUUAACAACUAGCUGUAAAAUGAACCAUUUUGUAUUUAAAGUAGCUGUGCACGCCUGUCACAUUGCAGUGGCUCAGUUGAUAAUGAUGAGCAUGUACUAGUCUAUCAAUCUGUUUGCAAUAUUUUCAUAAUCCUUAUCAAUAUCUAGGCCACACUGUGUUCUUUGUAAUAUCUCGAUAUGUUUGACAGAAAGAUUUGUUAUACGAAUCAAUUAACCCAGUAUUAUAAACCCAUUAUAAGUCACUUUGUGCCCAAAUGCAUCUGACUUUACUAUUUUACUGUGUCUAAUGUAUGCCAGAUAUUUUACUCAUGGGUUAAUGUGCAAGACUCUUCCCUUGAUGUGUAUAAGAUUGUCUGGCUUUAGGCAGAGUGAAAUAAUAAAGUCGGGUGCAUUGUGGCACAAUGAAGAUUAAUGGGUUAAUACAAUAAAAAGUGAUGGUGAUGUUUGCAAGGGUUCAAUUAGUAUACACAAACAUGGUGUAUUAUUAUUCUGAUAAAAAUGUACUACACAUUAUAUUCAUCAACAAAUGGAUAACCAAUGGCAUAAUCUCAUCUGAUAGGAAUGUAGUUGUGAUCAGGUCAACAUCAAAGAAAAAUAACACAUAAUGAUGUUAACUAAACAUCCCUUGCAUCCCACUACCUUCCCAAUUUCUCCAACCCCCCCCCCUAACAUAUCUUCAUCUUUCCCACUUCCCUUCUUCAACUCUCCCCUGAGUACCCAGGCUGGCACACCUUCCCAAGACAAAUUUAACCCAUGAUUUAAUAGAUGAGCCAGCCUGGGUGAAGGUCAGUCAAGGCAGGCUUGCUUCCUAUAAACAGCCCUUCCCCCAUAGUUGUCAUUAUUUGCUCCAUUCCUCCCACGUCUUGAUGUUCCCCCUUCUUCUUAACCCCGUUUCCCAGUGCUACCCACUCCUUACUUUUCCUUCCCACCCUUUUUGACACCACUUUUCCUUGCUACCUUGCAUCUUCCCCCAACCUUAACCCACAUAUUUAAAAAGGCAAGAUUGAUCCCCAAUGUAGCAUCAUUCUUGCCCUUGUCAAUCUGUCAUUGCUUGUAAGUGCUAAGAUUACUUCAUGUGUAAUUCCUUACUUAUACAGGCUGACAGCAGCUCGGGCUGUUACCUGCGAGUCGAAUGAACCACCUAUCACUGCAUCUCGAGUUAGUACCCGCAGCUCAAAAAUGAUGUCAGAGGAUCAAGGUGCCACACCUAAUCUCGUCACCCCAGUGAACAAAAUUCGAGGCCUGGUAAAAACGCUCGCUCCACGCAAACGACAAACCACAAAAACAGAGGACAGCCCUAACCCUACCACAGAAGAACCCACAGAGUCUCAAAAGUCACCUCAACAAAAAAUGACCUUGAUGAAAUCAUUGAAAAGAAAAAGGACAAAUUCAAAUUCAAACACGUCGCCCAAGAAAGUGAAAAACGAAGAGGGAGCUUCAGAAGAUCCAAAGUUAUCUCGUAACUUAUCCCAGCUUGUCCCUGUCGUGAAGCUGACAAGAACAGCUGGGACAGUGAACAAUUAUGUGGCAUUCCUUGCUGAGAAGAACGGCAAGGUAGAUAAAGAAACUGAUGUAAAAUCAAACAAUCAAAGUCUCGACAGCACUUCUCAUAAGCACAAUACUCGAUACAAGGGUAAAAAGCGAACUAGUCAUGAUUCUAACGACAACAGGAAGACGCCAGAUGUACAAAAUGAUCAGGACAUGUCUUUACCAAACGGCGAACCCCUAGUCGAAGUGUACACAAAACGACCAAGCACACCCACAAGCAUGCUUGAUGGAAACCCUAAAGGCAAACAUUGGAACGUCAACAAGGCUUAUGCUAAACGAGGGGUACAACCCAGGAAUCACAACCAAGAAAUGAGGGUUGGAGACAUUGUGUGGGGUAAGGUCCACGGUCAUCCUUGGUGGCCCGGGCGUAUCCUAGGUAUCCUAUGUCAAGCAACCGAGAGCGAUGCUGGCUUUGUUAAAGUGGCUUGGUACGGUUCAACAACAACCUCAGAUAUCUCGUGUAGCUUUUUAUUAACAUUUGAGGAGAAUUUCAAGCAGCUGUUCAAGAAACAAAAACAUGGAGCAUACAGACGUGCAGUGCGCGAGGCACAACAGGACAUACAGGUUAUGUCUGGAGAUGGACAGGUUUUACAAGUUUAGAGGACAGGUUUUACAAGCUUAGACUUAAUGGAACAGCUGUUGCCUGCUUUGAACACGCGGUGUUAAUUUCACAUACUGUACAGUGAUCUUUCGAACGUUGGAGUUUUAGCCUUUUUAGGCAUCUGUGAGGGGCGAACCAUUACAAAAGUGAAGGGGGAGGAGUAGGGAAUGAACGCCAUGUAUGGCAGAAAUUUAAACCCUCCCCCAUGCUUUUCUAAUGGUUUGUCCCAAAGUCAUUUCUCGUCAUGCUUAGCAUAUAUUCUCCUAGCUAAACAUAGAAAUCAUAUCCAAGCAUAUUUAAUUUCAGCACUUUUGCAUGUGACGUCAUAAUUACCAAAUGCUAACCCAAAAUUUGUUAAACUUGCCAAAGCCAGGGCCACUUGUCACAGUAGGGACCUCAAUGUUAAAGCUAGGGAAUAAAUGCUAUUCAAAGUGGUAUUGUGUAUAAAGCAGCUAUUCUGAAAAGAUGAAUUUCGCGACAUGUACUUUUAUCAAUUUCUUUACAAAGUGUUAGAUAUCAUUACAGUUAGUACCACUUUAAAUUAAUAAUACACCCUUCCGGAAAGCGCUUACAGCCUUGCCUAUAGAGCCUCAUUUUCGGGAUUGAGGUAUCUGCUUCAGGCCUUUCUUGUUACCGAUAAUUUAAUUAUAUAAAAGUCUUUUCUAUUAUCGAAUCGGAAUAUAACUAUAUGAUUUCGUGAAUAUGUCCAUCUUAACAAGAUAAAGGACUAUAAACGCAAUAUCUCAAUCACGAAAACGAGUCUCUAUAGCCAAGGCUACGCUUGUAAAAAGUUCUAACCGUUGAUUGUAAAUUAUAUCGCAGUUAAUUAUUUAUUAUUAAAAUUAAAAUUCAGUGAUCAAUUUGUUUUAAAUUUUCUCCACUUUGUAAUUUUCCAAUGCUGUAAAGGCUUGUUGUAAAUUUUCUCAACGAUUUUGCAUACAUGUUCUAGGAAACUCACAACUUGCUACAGGCUACGUUCACAUGGUACCUGCCAAAUUCAGAAUCCUACCAAAACUUGCUUCUACCGCUUUAAUAUUCGCUCACACGAGGCUGUCAGUCCCUGGGACGCCAAGUGAAAAUUUCAUCGUAUGAUACAUGUAAAGUUUCGGUAUUGUUCCGAAUUCGCAAGUUACCGUGUAAGUGCGGCAUGCAAGUGCACCUAAAUUUAAAGAAAACGUCAUGAACAGCCAGAACAGGUUCUUAACAAAUUUUGAAGUAAUACCAAAUCAUAAACUGGAAUAAAUUAACGAUGCCAAACCAUAAUACUGGAAUAAAUUAUUACUUAUUGAGAUUAAAGCAUACCGGAAAUUUUCUACUCUACGAAUUCGCCAUAAGUGAUUAAUUUUGAAGGCGCGAUACAGUAUUUGUUCUAUUUUUUAUAGAAGAUCGUGCGCAUUGCGUAAUAAAGACGCAAUGUUUCUUCUGUACUCUCAUCCAGUUGGCUAGCCAAUGAAUGAGCAUCAUGCCAUGAUACAGCUAUACAGUUACAUACAUUACAAAUUAUACCAAGUGUUGAACACUUCGCGAAAUAUUAAGAGUGCAAAUUUAGGACAAAUUUAAGACAAAAUGUAUGAAAUAAUCAAAUAAUUGGAGGCGAUCGUCACUUUUGAAGCCCCCCUCCAGUUCCCACCUCCCCUAGUUCCGCCAUUGAUGACAUCAUCAUCUUUACAACUAUUCACAAUUAUCUGUUACCUCUGAUGUGUUCCCGAAUGAGGAACAAAUUAUUUCUGAAAAUUAAUUGAGUACCCUCCAGAAUUCGGAUCUUGUUGUAGGUUAAAGUUAUCUGUCGAGAGACCAAAUGGACGAAGUACCAUGUUACCAAGGUCUUUUAAUUUACCU
This is a messenger RNA of Paramuricea clavata, 5413 nucleotides long. NCBI's taxonomy places the organism in Eukaryota, Metazoa, Cnidaria, Anthozoa, Malacalcyonacea, Plexauridae. The record is from the annotation of a GenBank genome assembly.